Molecule: messenger RNA, 1614 nt
Organism: Leptinotarsa decemlineata (Colorado potato beetle)
Lineage: Eukaryota; Metazoa; Arthropoda; Insecta; Coleoptera; Chrysomelidae
Gene: EMC7
Product: ER membrane protein complex subunit 7
Cellular component (GO): EMC complex
Molecular function (GO): carbohydrate binding
Source: RefSeq, a predicted model, not a curated record
GUCACCUAUCAGUCUUGUUGUCUUGUCCCGUGUUGUAUGUUGUGUCAUUGUCAACAAACGACAAUGGAUUACUUCAAUUCCUUGCUGAUUUUCUUCGUACUCCUCAAUAUCUCCCUCACGGGGGCCCAACCUAGCGCCGAAGACGAGACCGACCCCACUAGAUACACGAUAGAAGGCAGAGCCUUCGCCCUCUCCGACUACCAAUCGAGCCAGCCUAACUGGCAAGCCAACACUAGAGUCCACGUGAACGGGGGCGAAUUUAUCGGGUUCGUACGAAAGGAUGGCUCUUUCGCCGUCUACAAUAUCCCCGCCGGCUCGCACGUCGUGGAGGUGCUCAACCCGGAGUACGUUUUCGAGCCAGCAAGAGUCGAGAUCAACUCGAAAGGAAAGUUCAGGGCGAGGAAGGUGAACCACAUCAAGACAUCAGAGGUGGUCAUGGUGCCUUAUCCGCUGAGGAUGAAAGCGUUGGGCAAAACGAGAUACUUCCAAAUACGAGAACAGUGGAGGAUCACCGACAUUCUCUUCAACCCGAUGAUCAUGAUGAUGGUGUUUCCGCUGUUCCUCAUCAUGGUCCUGCCCAAGAUGAUGAAUGAUCCGGAUACCAAGAAAGAAAUGGAGCAGAUCCAGAAUAUGGCCAAGUUUGAGCUGCCGGAAAUGUCAGAUAUGGUUUCCAAUUUCCUGGCAGGGUCUUCUCAUAGCGAGAAGAGCGACAAAGUGCCGGCUGCUAGCAAAAGGAACCUGAAGGCGAGGAAAAGGGUAGAUAAAUAAUUAACGGUGAAGCGAACUUGUUGGAAAAAGUAGUGUAAUGGUCAUUGAGAGUGGUGCGUUGAAUGGUUAAUUUAUUUAGGAGGAACAUGGAGUUUGUGGUGUCCCAGCUCCUGGCAGAGUUAAAUUGCCUUUCGAAGGCACUAAGACUGCUGUUUUCAAGCAAUUUUCACUGACUACAUAGUUGAGUAUUUUAACUGUUACUGUUUUUAACCAAUUUUGUUCGGGUUUCGUUGCUGAUGGGAAUUGGAAAUAUUUUUUCUAUUGGAAAUAAAAAUGAUCCUGCAGAACAAACUUAUCGAAAAUAUUCCAUUCGAUAUCUUUCAGAAUAAUUGCCAGACCAUGUAAGUGAUGAAAAAGUUACAAAACUUGGUAUACAGAAUAGAAAUGUAUUUUGUAUAAUUGAGAUUUGUUUGAUCAGUAUGUAAUACAUUAUACAAUAUUCCUUGAUGUUCUCUGGGCUUAUACCUUACAAUUAUUAUAGAUCAAUAGAGAAUCAGCUCAAGUGUAGUUAAGGAUACACUGGAAAGUUCACAGUCAAAAGGAAUACACACAUUUCCAAAACAGGCAUAUUUAACAGUAAUUUUUUUUCGUGUUUCAUAUAGGGAAUUGGUUUUUUUAUCCUAAAUGUUAGCCACUCUGAAAAAGUAAAGCAUUUAAAAUUUCUAGUGAACCUUUAUUGUGAGAUUUUUACUGAACAGUUUACAAACCUGCAACCCAUGUUUUGCCAUUCAAUAUCUUUGUCAGGUAAGUUCAUAAUGAUUAGAUUCUACACAUGACCUUCUACCUACUUACUGACUAAUAAUUCCACCAAAGUUUAUGUAUGAACUAAUCAAUUAUAAAAAAAAA